Molecule: messenger RNA, 1436 nt
Organism: Oryzias latipes (Japanese medaka)
Lineage: Eukaryota; Metazoa; Chordata; Actinopteri; Beloniformes; Adrianichthyidae
Source: RefSeq, a predicted model, not a curated record
GCUUGGAAGAGGCGGAACAGGAUCAACCUGUUGGACUUGGAUAAGUGCUGCAGCUCCUAGGUGUGAGUGCCAGUUGGAUGACAGGGACAUGCUUUCCAUCAAAGUCGGAAACAAAAUGGGACGGAAAAACUCCAACUAUGGAAGAUGGAUCCUGAGGGCAUCAAUGGUGUUGUUGCCAGUACUGAUUAUAGUUAUUGUCCUCCUGCAGCUGAACACCAACCCACUCAAAGUUCUAAGCAGUGCAGACUUGGAGUUUGCCGGUGAACCCACCAAUAAACACGUCAAGAAGUCCGCUGGACCAUGUUCUCCAAGGAAAGAGUGUCCAGAAGAUCAUUUCAGCUUCAUUGUCCAGAGCGGAGCUGCCAACGUGGUGGCCCCAAAAAUCUGCAUUGAAAACGACCUGGUUCUAGGAACUGUGCUGAACAAUGUGGGAAUUGGAAUAAACACCGUGUUGGUGGAUGGUAAAACAGGAAAAGUUCUGAAGACAACAUACUUUGAUACUUACAGUGGUGAUGUGAAAUAUAUCAUCGACUUCUUGAAGGAAAUGAAACCGGGUUCUGUGAUUCUGAUGGCAUCCUUUGAUGAACCGUCCUCAAAGUUAAAUGACGAAGCCCGGAAUUUAAUUGCUGAACUGGGAAGCUCGUCAAUCCAGAAACUGGGAUAUCGAGAUAACUGGGUUUUUGUCGGUGCGAAAGGAGGCUUGGUGAAGAGCAGCUUUGAGAAGUAUAUAAAGAAUGACAAACCAAAUAAUAAAUAUGACAACUGGCCAGAGCUGAUCGACCUGCAGGGCUGCUUCCCCAAAACCCUGGAGUGAAACCUGCAGAGCAGAAGCAGACAAACUCUGGAGCAGCAUCUGACUGAAAAGGGAAAGGAUCUUGGUAAAACACUGAGAUCUGCUUCCUCCUGUGAACUGCUGGUGAUGGCUGUGGGGAGGGGUCAGUUUUCUUUUUUUGUGGUGGAGGUGGGGUUUCAGAUGUCUGCUAUUGAGAGAGUCCUUGCAGCUUCCGGGGAGAACGGAGUCCUCUGCAGGUUACCAGCAUCCCGCUCCAGGAUUUCAUCCUGAAAAACAGGUUGAUCUGCAGAUGCUGUUGCAUCAACCGCCGUCCUCUUUUGGGCUCCAACCUCAGCAGAAAACGCAAACAGGAGUGAAGGACAAUGACUUUGUAAACCAGAAAAUCUGAAAACACGUAAACCCUCUUCCCUACCUGUUUUUUUUACAUGGUAAAAUGAGGUGUUUUUAAAUGUUUUAUAGAUGGUAUCUCUACACAGGGCAUUUCAGGGAGAAUAGAUUAAUUUAUUUAUUCAUCCUCACACAGAGGAUUCAGAGAAAGGAUUUAUAAAGAGUCUUGUUUCUUUAAAAUUAAAAAGUCUACAAAAUAUUUCUUUUUAAUAUUGUUGUAUUUGAAACAAUAAAAGUUUAAUGUUUACAAACUGCG